AUGUCCAUGUUCAAAGCCAUCAACAUCGAGUCGGACGUCGAGUCCGACGAGGAGGUCGAUGAUACCAAGGAAAUCCAAAUCGAAGAAGCUUUGAAACUCUACCAGACCGCCCUGAAGUAUCACUCCGAAGGACCCAAGUCCUACCGCGACGCCAUCGACGCCUACAAAGCUCUGUUUGAAUCCGACAUUUUCAAAUACCCGGAAUCGCUCUCCGAAUACCGUCGCACCGAGCUCCACGGAGACCCCGAUUAUGAUUUCAUAUUCCAAGAAGACCAUGAGGCUGGUCCGACUCAGUUGGGCGGUGCUGCAGACAGUGCACCCAACACUCUCCCCCAAAUAUUGCACUUGUCUUACAAAAACCAUGGUCAGUUCAUGCUGGAGGUGGUACAGCACAGUCUACGGGAGCGACAGCAAGCUCUCCUUGUUCUGGAUGCUGCUGCGUCCACGGCCGCUGUAGACGUGCCCCUUCGCUACUUUGCCGAGGCUCUAGAUAAAGACGACACGGACUUGGACCUAUGGGCGCGCACUGCUUCAGUUGCUGCGCUCACUGGAAGCAGCAGGAUAACGAGGUUUUGCCUUGAGGCCGUCUUGGACGGCGACGACGAGGGGCUGGACAGUAUCAUGCGUCUCCCAGGCCUAGAAGAAGGGUUCGCUGGCCAACAACUGCGGGAGCUGGUGGAAAAGUUGCAAGACACUUUGUCGUUGCUACAAGAACCACUUUCCGACCUGAGGCGAAGGAAGCUGUCCGCUGCAUUGAAAAAACGACUAGCUCCCUUCUCAUUUGCCCCUCUUCCAGCAGAUGUGAAGCAGCGUGAGGCUCUGGAACAAGCUUUAAGUCGCCCGUCGCCGCACAUUGCGCUGAAUCCCGCCAAAUCCGAUUGGACGCAUGUGGGUGACGCAAUCUUGAACGAAUUCCUUCAAGAGCAACAACGACUAGUCGAUCCCGGCCCGGGAAUACUCGUAACGCUGAGUCUUUCUGAUUUGCCACAAGACACUGUUGAGUCUCAGCAACCUUCAACGAACUCAGCGCCCGAGGGGACUCCAGCGGAGCAAUCUAAACAUACCACUGAAACACAGGCAAAUGACGAAGAGACCGAUGGAAAGGCUUCGGGUGAGACUGGUGAAGACACGGAGAUGAAAGAGGCUGCCGAUGACAAAGCAGAUCAAGAAGGCGCGAAAAAUGGCGAAGGAGCUUCUGUAGAAGCCUCCGAUCGGCCAAACGCACCAUCGCGGAAGAGAUCGACGGAAUCCGCUGGUCUUCCGGAGUCUGCUGAGGGUGGACGUGGAAGAAGCAAACGGAUUCGAGCGCGUGAAUCGAUUGGCGAUGCUAGCCUGGGCAACGUUGUCGCCGCAGCGGACGCAUCUCAGCAGCAGGUGGAGGACGAGCUGCGCCAAUUCCAUGAAGCUGAUGAUUGGUUGUAUGAAGUCGUCGGGGACAUGUUGGCAAAGUUGGAGGUAAAGGGCUUGCGGUCUCCAAAGAUCUUGAGAGACACGCUGCGCAAAAAGAGGACGGAAUGUACCAAGAUGGAAGAAUCGGGUUUUAAAGCAGCAUCCGAAGACCUCUAUACGAUACUUCAACAGCUCAUACCACAGGCGGUCCCGAUCCUCACAGGCCCUGAUACUAUCGACAUGCUAGGAAGCGCUUCUCGCGAAGCCGGGCUCAACGCUUUCCUAGGAUACACGAAGCCAUCAGGCUCUGAGAGAAUGAACCGACCAAUUCUUGAUUCCGACUACCUAUCCAAAUGGCCGCCACUUAGCGAUACCGAAGGCAUGCCGAUCAAAGAACUAAUGUGGUUGUGGCUCCAGAGCAUGCUCAGGCCGGGGGCUUUUCCCGAUUCUGAAGACCUGCGAUCAAGUUACAUGAGACAUUUGUGGUCUGAUGACCUGAAAAGAAUCGUGGUACAGGCAGUCGUCAACGUGGAUGACUUUUUGUACGGACGUGUGCACGAAGAGUUGUCCGCCCUCGACACCAGGAUUCUGCACCAGCAAGCGGCAGGCAAGAGACAAUCCGUGACUGAGGAGGAUUCACAUUUGAUCGAGAUGGUUCAGACCAUCUUCGAACUUCAUCUUGACGUCUAUUCGUUGAUCAAGCAUCCAACCAGCAGUGUUGACGUUUCUACCCAGAUUCUGCAAAGAGAACGGCUGGAGAGGUGGUCGAGAUUGGCCCGAGAUGCCAUGGCGUACCGAACCACGGAUGAGCGGACUCCGAUCAUCGAUGAAUUGGAUUUCAGACAUCUUUGGACAUCGACCUUUCACCUAAACGUGUCCGAUGAUGUAUCUCAGGAAUACGUCGUUACCUGCAUCGAGGAGCUGAAGACUAUUGCAAAUCUCCUGCCUGGUCCUGCAAUUCACGUUCCCAACAAUGCCGUUAUGCCGGAACUCUCCGCGGAUGCGGCGGAGCGAGAGUUGACGAAGAUCAACAUGAAAGACUGUUUUAUGAAAGUUUUCCAGCAUGAUGAACAAGACCCAGUGUCUGUCAUUGAGAGUCUCGAACCGAUACUGGAAUCUACCAACCAGGACGAUAACCAACCGACAUCCCGGACGGAGGUUGGCGACAGCCAAGAAACAGAGGGAGCCUUGACGCCAGAUGCCGAAGCGAACAGCACACCAAUCGAUGCACACCAAGACUCCCGACCUUCGCCGCUGAAAGCAAUGACACAGUUCGUCUCGAGCGCUGACGUCUCAUUACGUUUGUCUCUGUGGCAACGUCUCCGACAAGCGUAUGAGGCAAUUGAUUAUCCCCCUAAAGCUGUCUCAUGCUACCUCCGGAGCAUCGAGAUUCUUGUCAAGGACAUCAAAAGCAAAGCAUACAGUGAAACUGGUUUCGAGCAACGAUCAGCCGAGCUUCUCAAGUCGAUUAAAAUCAUCGAUGAAAUUUUCGACAGGAUCCUCAAGGUCGCAACGGUUGAGAAUGUAUUCGAAUGCAUUGAUGAGGCACACAUGCGGUCAUCCCUGGAUGCGAUUGGCGAACUCCUCUGGCUUCUGAGUACUGUCACUGUCUUUGAAGAUUUGAUCCGCGUGGGCCAGAUUCCUCAGCCAACAUUUGAAGGUCGUUUCAACUCAGCAUUUACUGCGUUCAUGGGCAAACUGCACGACACCAUGGUACGUGGCUGGCUGUUGCAAUGGCGUCUUCUUAGCGACGCUAUGGCACAAGACAGUCAACUUUUCCCAAAGCCAACCGAGGAUAAAUUUGAAUAUCUUCGCCAUGUCCAUUACGCUUUCGGCAUCCGUGGCUUCUGUUCCGCCUCCACCAAGGCACUACUUCGCUUGAUGAAGGAUGAGCUUUUGAAAUGGUUCAAGACAGAUGAUAUUCCUGACAUAGAGACCCGGGACACGGUGAUUUGCCAGGUCCUCUAUGAUCUGUAUGGUCUCUUUUGCUUCACCAAUGCCGAUGACCUGACCGAGUAUCCGAGCGAUCACGACAUGAUGGACCAAAAGACAGCUCUCAAGAUAAUCGACUUUGUCAUGUACCAGGCACGAAAGAUGAAUGUCAAAGAUCUGCACAAGACUCAGCUCGGAUCCACGAUUGAUGUCGUCCAUGGGUACUUGGCGCGAACCAAACCUUCUGGUGCAGAGGACUUACUUCUGAACAAGAUGAAGUACCUCUCCUUUAUCAAGUCUCCCAUCAAUCCCUUGGACCUCUACAGGUGUGUCAAUGGCGUUGGCGACUUGUCAACCAAACCGAUACCAGUGAAGAAUGCACGCAUUGCGGCGCGAGGCUGGUACUUCCUCAUGGGAAGCAUUGCAUUGAACCGAUUCAGAUCUCAAAACCAAAAGCGGCAAGCACCCGUGCCAACAGAGGACAUCAACAUCGCGUCAGCUUUCUUCGGUCAAGAUUUAGAGUACGACUCGGAAAGAUGGGAAACAUGGUACUCACAGGCACAAGCAUAUGACUACCAGGUCGAUGAAAUGGUGGCAUGGUCCGCUGAAAAAGUCAACAAGGGAGAUCCAGAGCUCGUUCAGCAUCAAAGGACAGCCAUCCACUGUUACUCAAUGGCAGUCGCGACAGCUAUUAGGAACGCGGAUGCUUCGGAGGACACGGCCAAUAAGAUGGCGCAACUCUACGCUGAUUUCGGCAUGCGUAUCUACUCGUCUUCUCGUGAUCCGCUUUCCAUGAAAGCUUUUGCACUCAAGGAGAAUGAGGAGCGGUUUUACAGCACCAAUCAGGUGAUGAAAUCGGCUCCUUUUGCGCUCAUGACGCUCGUGGCUGCGUGGAAAUUCGCUAGUGGGCUGUUCAGGCGAGCGAUCGCGAGGAAGCCCGACAACUGGUUGUCCCACUUCAUGCUCGGCAAAUGUCUGUGGAAGCUUUAUGAGGCCGACGAAGACGCAAUUCCAGCCAGAAACCGUCCAAGUGCCGAGGAGGUUGUGGCUUGCUUCACAAGGGCGAUCGAAGAGCUCCCAGGCAAAAAGGGAAGCCGUGGAGAGCCCAUACUUGAACCUCACUACAAACUUUUGUCCAUUCUCUACAAGCUGGUACAGAAAAGAGAGCUUGAGCCCCGAGAAGCAAGCGAGAAGCUUCAAGCCACUCACUACGCCAGGCAAGUUCCAGUCUUCUCAACAGAUGACACCGAGAACCCGGAUGAAUGGGACGACUACGUGCUGAAAGUCUUGAAAGUGCUUCGCUCUGCAGAUAAGGCUAAUUGGCACCAUCGUAUGACUGCAAGGGCUGCCUACAUCCACUAUGGUGACCCGUCCCCUGCAGACAAGUACAUGGCAGCACUUACUGCCAAGAGCGAGUUCUCGCAGCAGAUAUUCACCAAGACCAUGCAACUGCAGGUUUGGAAGCCCGAGUAUGAACGUUUGGGUCGGCAUUUUGUCUACACAACGCGUUAUACCCAGUUCUUCAUCCAGCUGCUUUCUGAGACAAAUGACAGAGCUGGUAUGGAGGCUUUGGCAAAAAGAGUCAGGCGUAGGAAUCACGAGUUUUUCGAGCACACCAAGCUAUGGCAGACUCUGUGCCAGUCAUACCUCAAGAUGCUCCGACGUGCAGGGCAGAUUCCAGAAGGACAUGAAGACGCGGUCUUCAAGUCAAUCAACCAUGAAGAAUGGACGUCCGCUGCCGCACGCCUUGAAACCUGGUGCCAUGACCCCGAAACCAAAUCCAACAUCCUCGACGUCCUGCGUGAGGCGAUGGAGCUCCGUCGCCUUAACAACAACCUUAUGAAGGCUACCCUUAUUGAUGACCUGAUCGGAGACACCUACGCUCUUUUGUACCAACAAGUGGUCCCAACUCUCCAGCCGGAGCCCGAACCGCCAGCACCACCUGCAGCACCGGCUGCGCCACCGGUUGUCCCGGCUCCCGCACAACCACAAGCGCCUACCUAUGAACGCACAAACAUGAUGUCCAUGCAGAACAUCAUGAAUAUAGAUGGUGCUGGUGCUAACGAGCCGCCGCCGCCACCGCCACCCACAGCAGCAGGCGCGUUCGGCGUCUUAUCCAUGAACAACAGUAACAACCCACCCACGACCGCUCCAACCACGGGCACCACCACCCCCGCUGCUAUACCCGAAACAGCUGCUGCUGCUGCCGCCGCGCCGAAACCGCGCGCCAAAGGCGUUGGCCGUCGCGAGCUCAUGCGCAAGGCAGAUGCGGCGGUCACAAGGCCCGUCGCCGCACCCACGACGCCGGUCACGAACAUGCCAAUCCGCGCAAGCCCGGCGAGGCCAAGUGUUGCCGAAGGUGCGGGCAUGGCCGGGGCUUCUGGGCCUGCGCCGCAAGCGGGUGAUGCGGAGAAUGCGCGCACAGUUGGCGAGGUCCCGGCUGCUGUUGGUGCGAACGGAGACGGCGCAGAGGUUGGAGUCAAAAGCGAUGCGAUGGACGUGGACGCCACAGAUGCCGGAGCGGACGCAGAUGUGGAAGGGGAGGGUGAAGUGGAAGGCGACAAUGAGGGAGAGGGCGAAGGCGAGGGAGAUGGCGAGGAGAUUGAGGCCGAUGGCGAGCAGGAACCGGAGGCGGAUGUCGAGAACGAUCUGGAUGUCACUGAGCAAGAUGAUCCAGAAGCCGACGCUGGUGAUGAUACAAUGGUCACAGCUGACGAGGGCAACGGGACGGCUGAUGAAGCAGGAGUCGUUGACGCAGAGGACGAUGAGGAAGAAGCCGCCGACGACGACAACGAUACGUUGGUCACCGCCAAGGAAGAGGAAGAAGACGAUGAUGAUGAGAACGAGGAGGUGCCAACAAGCCAGCAGUCCGCUACGAUAGGCGAAGUCAAGCCUCCGUCAUCGUCUUCCGAACUUCCUUCUGCCGAUGAUUCUUCCAAGCCUACUGCUACUAGUCCUACUACUAACGCCAUCACUUCCAUCGCUGCGGCCCCCGCGCCCACCGGGACCACCGCAACAUCGACGGCUCCCGCCAGCAUUCAUGACUCCGCUGAUGACGAGAGCGAACUCUCGGAAAUCAAUGACGAUUCAGACGACGAGGAUAUGGCGGAGGGGGCGAGAGCGGCACAGCAGGCCGCCGCCGCUGCCGCCGCUGCCAAGGAGGAGGAGGAGCGGAAGGCGAAGAAAGAGGAAGAAGAGAAGGCGAAGAAGGAGGAAGGGAAGAAUGGAAAGAAGAAGAAGGGGGAUGAGGAGAAAAAGGCGACACCGGCGAAGAAGACGAGGGGCGGUGGACCGGGAUCGAGGGGUGGUGGUAAGGGGAGGGGGAGGGGUGGCAGGGGGAGGGGACGAGGAGGCGCGAACGCGAACGCUACGGCCGGAGGGGAGGGUGCAGCUUAG
Lasiodiplodia theobromae is the source of this 6717-nucleotide messenger RNA. RefSeq names its product Tetratricopeptide-like helical protein. Bases 1 to 6717 code for a protein of 2238 amino acids. Gene Ontology annotation, molecular function: protein binding; nucleosome binding. Gene Ontology annotation, cellular component: nucleus; HIR complex. The transcript has 2 exons. Gene Ontology annotation, biological process: chromatin organization. NCBI's taxonomy places the organism in Eukaryota, Fungi, Ascomycota, Dothideomycetes, Botryosphaeriales, Botryosphaeriaceae. The record is from RefSeq and is a predicted model, not a curated record.